This is a messenger RNA of Podospora anserina S mat+, 642 nucleotides long. RefSeq lists its product as uncharacterized. The coding region runs from base 1 to 642 and encodes 213 amino acids. NCBI's taxonomy places the organism in Eukaryota, Fungi, Ascomycota, Sordariomycetes, Sordariales, Podosporaceae. The transcript has 3 exons. The record is from RefSeq and is a predicted model, not a curated record.
AUGCUCUGGACUUUGUGGUUUGGGCUCCUCGCGGCCCUGCUCAGCAGAACCGUGACGGCGCAGGCUAAUGCCAUCUACCGCGACCCCGACACCGGCCUCGUGUUUUCUUCCAACUACGUGCUGUACAGGGUAAACCAGGGCAUCACUUACCGCGUAGCCAUUCCGGCCAACGUCCAGACCUACACCUCCUACGAUGCCGUUAUCCAGGCCGUCAUUCCUAACGAUGUCGGUUGGGCCGGUAUUGCCUGGGCUGGCUCUAUGCCCAGGAACCCGUUGACUGUUGCCUGGAGAAACAGCCAGAACCAGCCGGUGCUCUCCUCUCGCUGGGCUGGGCCUACAACAACGCCCAGUACACCCUUUUCAGGACCGGCACCAAGUCCAACGGCACCCACGUGGCAGUACACCGCUCUCUGCAAGGGAUGCACUUCGUGGACGACCGACACCGGCGCCUCCCGCUUCCUGAGCCCCAGGGGAGGAAACCGCAUGGCUUUUGCCUACUCCCCCAACCGUCCUUCUUCCCCCAACAGCCCCACCUCGACCAUCCCAAUCCAUGACGUCCAUGGAUACUGGCAACACGACUUCUCGGGGGCUGCCAACCAGGACUUUGACGCCAUUGUCGAGAGACUUGCGAGCGGUGUCUAA